AUGCCGACGAAAAGGGUCCGACAGAGCGAACGGCGCAGAUGCGUCAAAGCCUGCGGCAACUGCAAGCGGCGGAAAGAGCGCUGCGACGGCCAGCAGCCCUGCAGGCGGUGCGUUAUCCGCAGAGUCGAGAGCGACUGUUCCUUCAGCGGUCCGACGACAACAACAACCUUCCCGCCCGAGAGCUCAGCUUCAUCGGCGAGGAGUCCUCCUCCGACGCAGCAGCAGCGCGUGGCUAUUGACGGAAGCCCGGCAAGUCGAGGAGACAUCUUCCAUUCAUAUGGCUCAACGGCCUCUUUCCAAGAAGCCCACGGUGUCUCGCCGAACCACCACCACCGACGCGCAUCUUCGCAAGUGUGUCAUCUCUCGCCCAACACGGUGGUACCGCAGAUCUCACGGCUCAUUGGCGAUGGCCGCGGCCGCUUCAUGUUCAUCGGCGAUGCCGCCAACCUGGCCUUCCUGAAAGUCAUCCGCCGGCUGGUCCGCGACCGCGUCGGGUCGUGCCCGUUCACAGAUGAUCCCCUGCGACACCUCAUGGUUGAGGCAACUCCAGAAGGACGCCCGAAAUGGAUCAUCACCAACCCAGCAGAUAUCCCAGCAAAGCCCAGCCCCGAACAGGCAAGGUACCUACUCCGGUGGUACUUGCGGGCGACCAACUGCAUACUCGAGGUAUUUGACGAAGCAGAGCUCUUGAAUGAUCUGGAAAAGUGGCUCCGUGGGGAACCGACGAGUCACGAUGAAGAGGCCAUGAACUGCAUCUUCUUUCUCACCUUCGGCAUUGGGGCUCAGAGAUGUCCAGACGAUAGGGAUGCUGACGCCGAGAAGUACUUCAACUAUGGCCGGUUUCUGGCGGUCUCUUAUGCCAUGGAGAAUCCAACGAACAAUACCGUCAGCACCUACGUCUUGAUCACCGUCUAUCUGCUUGGCGCAUCCAGGCGCAAUUCCGCCUUCAUGCAUCUCGGCGUCGCCGUCCGUGCAGCUCACGCACUGGGUAUACACAAAAGAGACAACUCAUCUCUCUUCCCGAUCCACGAGCAAGAAACUAGGGAGCGUCUAUGGAAAGCCCUUCGAGUUUUAGACUUGUUCCUUGCGGCUUCACUAGGGCGGCCCUUGGCCACCACAGAAUCCCGGGACUUCUCAUCAACCGACAACCACUCAGCCUCGCUGGAGCUAUGUUCCAUCUUUGAGUCCAUUCUCAACGAUGUCUACGCCAAGCGCAUGGUCACGACAGACACCUUGGAGCGCGUCAGCGAACAACAUCGUCGCUGGGCUGCACGGUUCAGCGACGGUCUUGCCGCGGAUGGCGUAAAGUCAGGCAUGUAUGUUGAAGCGGAGGAUGGUGAAAAGUACCCCAACGUGGGACUUUACCACAUGAAAGAGGCCUACUAUUGGAGCAUCAUGUUACUCUCACGGCCGUUUCUCAUCGACUUUGUCUCAAGGAACAUGGCUCGGUCACAAAACAUGUCAACAUGGCAUGAUGAGCCACAGCUGUCAUCAUCAUCUGACCAACUGCUAGUCCACGCUUGCGUAGACUCGGCAAUCCGCACCAUCGACCUUUUGUCAGGCCUCAUCACUGAUAAGAAUGUCUCAAAGCGACAUCCCUUCGUUAUCAACUCGGUGUUCGUAUCGGCCCUGGUGCUUGGACUGGCUGUGUUUGGUGACCUGGACAGCACCUUCCCACUAGACAAGAGCUUAGCAGACGCCCAAGCGCUCCUACGACGGUUCAGCAAGCAUGAUCCAGUUGCUAAUAGGGAAUUAUCUAUAGUUGAGCAUCUGCAAGGCGCCUGCGUAUUGUACACGGAAAGGAGGGCUCGGCGCAAGAUGGAGUGCCAAGGGAUGCUUAUAGGAGAGCUCUUCGGAAGCGUUCAUGAUGGUGCGUCAUUAUCCAACGAUACCUCAAGAAUGGGGUCUGCAAGCUUCGGUCGAGAGUCCCGGAUGUUCGGCGGCCAAAGGCUACACAGUACUUCGGACGCGGAAGAAUUGAGCAGCAUAGACCAGAACGCUUCUCUAACAACAGGGAGCUCCGAUGGUCAUCAGCUGGGGGAAGCGGAGCAAGCAAGGGGAUCAAAUAUCACGCAGGCUCUGACACCGUCGACCGAUAUCUUACUUCCAAUGUCACCGAGGACGCUGCUCUUCGACUCUUACGCCCACGACAUGCCAUUCUUUCCGACCAUGGAUGUGGGUCUAUCACAUCUGGGAUACACCGAUGAGAUGAUGAUGCCGGAAACUGGUGCGUUGCUUGAUCCACCAUGUUGA
This is a messenger RNA of Colletotrichum gloeosporioides, 2253 nucleotides long. RefSeq names its product putative transcriptional regulatory protein C3C7.04. Gene Ontology annotation, molecular function: RNA polymerase II cis-regulatory region sequence-specific DNA binding; zinc ion binding; DNA-binding transcription factor activity, RNA polymerase II-specific. The record is from RefSeq and is a predicted model, not a curated record. The transcript has a single exon. Gene Ontology annotation, biological process: DNA-templated transcription; positive regulation of transcription from RNA polymerase II promoter by galactose. Bases 1 to 2253 code for a protein of 750 amino acids. NCBI's taxonomy places the organism in Eukaryota, Fungi, Ascomycota, Sordariomycetes, Glomerellales, Glomerellaceae. Gene Ontology annotation, cellular component: nucleus.